GGCUUCUUCUUGCAGGCUCCGUCUCCUGCGCCCCGCGGCUUCCGGUCCGCUGUGGGUCUCAACCAGAAACAUGGGGAAAGUGAGGGGGCUGCGGGCCCGCGUGCACCAGGCUGCCGUGAGGCUCACGGCGGAGUCCGCGCCCGGCUUCGCGCCUCCGGCCCAGGAGGGGGCCCUUCCGCAGGCCUCGGCUGGCGGAGUCGGGAGAAAGGAGUGGGCUUUUGUGAACACUGACAUCUUUGCCAGGACCAAGAUAGACCCCAGUGCCUUGGUGCAGAAGCUGGACUUGGACGCAAGGAGUGUUGCUUCCGUCAGGAGAGGUGCCGAGGCGAAGACGAUUUUGCCCAAGAAGGAGAAACUGAAGCUGAGGCGUGAGCGGUGGCUGCAGAAAAUCGAAGCCAUAAAGCUGGCUGAGCAGAAACUCAAGGCGGAGCGGAGGCGGCGGGCCACGGUGGUGGUGGGGGACCUGCAGCCCCUCCGGGACGCCCUCCCCGAGCUGCUGGAGCUGGAAGCUGGCGCCCGGCGGCCACACACCCGAGGAACAAGCAGCAAGCCCCGGCCAGCGGAGCUCAGCCGGAUGAGCGCGGCGCAGAGGCUCCAGCUCCUUGAGGAAGAAAGGACCCGCUUCCGGGACCUACUGGCCAGUCCCGCCUACAGAGCCAGCCCCCUGCAGACCAUCGGGCAGCAGCUGGCCCGGCAGCUGCAGCUGGACGGCGGUGGCCUGCUCUGACCUGGCCUGGGGUGUGCCGUGAGCUCCAAGGAUGCACAUGAGGUGCCAGAGAGGGCCGACUCCUCGCCAUUAUCACCUGGAUCCUGGAGGCAGCCUCCUCGGCUCUUGUUAGGGCCGGUGGGGCAGACCCUCCUGCCCCCUCUGGAGGGUGAAUAAACGCCGCUGAACUCAG
Molecule: messenger RNA, 899 nt
Organism: Eptesicus fuscus (big brown bat)
Lineage: Eukaryota; Metazoa; Chordata; Mammalia; Chiroptera; Vespertilionidae
Gene: SLX9
Product: SLX9 ribosome biogenesis factor
Exons: 6
Coding region: 71-727 (218 amino acids)
Biological process (GO): maturation of SSU-rRNA from tricistronic rRNA transcript (SSU-rRNA, 5.8S rRNA, LSU-rRNA)
Cellular component (GO): preribosome, small subunit precursor; nucleolus; 90S preribosome
Source: RefSeq, a predicted model, not a curated record